Striga asiatica is the source of this 438-nucleotide messenger RNA. The record is from the annotation of a GenBank genome assembly. NCBI's taxonomy places the organism in Eukaryota, Viridiplantae, Streptophyta, Magnoliopsida, Lamiales, Orobanchaceae.
AUGAGUACAUCCCGCGUCUAUCUCAACAAAUUAGCAGGAGUCACCCGCACGAAGUUUCGGUCAGACUUCCAUCAGUCGCCAUCAGCCCACGGCUGCUGGUAUUUUGAAAUUCAGCAAAACCCUCGAUUGACCCUUUUCGUCCUCGUCGAGAUUCAUAAGUGCAGUCGCGCCACCGGCCGUCAACAAUACCUCAGGUGCUGGCUGAUAAAUUCGUAUGGUCCACACAGUAGGUUCCGGUGGCCAGGGAAACUCUGCAAUCUGCACUCGCCAAUAACCAAGCCUUCAAGCGUUACUAUUUUUUUCGACGGUGAGACGCUGUUGAAGGCGGAGACCACCGCCUCCACCGCCGUUGCUGAAAAGAACGAAGAUAAAUUGGGCGGCGAUGAAACUUGGCAGAGGAGGAAGAAAGAGGAGGCGUUUUCGUUGAAGAAAAAUUGA